Molecule: messenger RNA, 2111 nt
Organism: Dunckerocampus dactyliophorus (ringed pipefish)
Lineage: Eukaryota; Metazoa; Chordata; Actinopteri; Syngnathiformes; Syngnathidae
Product: bile salt-activated lipase-like
Exons: 11
Coding region: 1-1677 (558 amino acids)
Biological process (GO): synaptic vesicle endocytosis; chemical synaptic transmission; presynaptic membrane assembly
Cellular component (GO): synapse; cell surface; postsynaptic specialization membrane
Molecular function (GO): sterol ester esterase activity; neurexin family protein binding; triacylglycerol lipase activity
Source: RefSeq, a predicted model, not a curated record
AUGAUGGGGAAGCUGAGGAUCUUGGUCGCAGUUGUCAUGUUCCUAGAGAUGGUGUCUACUACCUCUCUGGGGGUGGUCUACACUGAGAGCGGCAGAGUGCAGGGCAAGAGCAUCCGUCUUGGGUCCCGUCGUCACAUGGAUGUCUUCAAGGGGAUUCCCUUUGCUGACGUCCCUGAAAUGUUUGAGAAACCCCAGCCUCACCCCGGCUGGGAAGAUGUUUUGAUGGCCACUGAAGAUAAGGAGAUGUGCCUUCAGUUGAACCUACUCAUGACUGACACCAGAGGAAGUGAGGACUGUCUCUACCUUAACAUCUGGGUUCCUCAUGGACGAUCAGUCUCGACCAAUUUACCAGUCAUGGUCUGGAUCUAUGGAGGUGCCUUCCUGAUUGGAGACUCAAUGGGUUUUAACAUCUUGGGCAACAAUCUGUACAGUGGGCAGGAGAUUGCAGAUAAAGGAAACGUCAUAGUGGUGACACUGGGAUACCGUGUGGGAACUCUGGGCUUCCUCAGCACCGGAGACUCAAGUUUACCUGGAAACUACGGUCUGUGGGAUCAGCAGGCCGCCAUCGCCUGGGUCCACAGAAACAUCCGCUCCUUUGGAGGAGACCCAGACAACAUUACUAUCUUUGGAGAGUCUGCAGGUGGCGCUAGUGUCAGCUUUCAGACCCUUACACCCCACAACAAGGGUCUCAUCAAGAGAGCAAUCUCCCAGAGUGGUGUCGCUUUUUGCCCCUGGGCCAUCGAGAGGAACCCCCGUAAGACUGCAGAGGAGAUUGCUGUGAGAGUCAACUGCCCUAUCGAUGACAGGAUGGCAAACUGUUUGAAGAUGACAGAUCCUGCGGCCCUCACAAUGGCUGGGCCUAUCCAGGUGAUCAGCUCACCUGAUGCCCCCAUCGUCUACAACCUGGUCCUGACAGCUGUAAUUGAUGGGGAUUUCCUGCCCGAUGAGCCCUCCAACUUGUUCCACAACGCUGCUGAUAUCGACUACAUGGCUGGAGUCAAUGACAUGGAUGGGCAUUUAUUUGCUGCUAUGGAUCUCCCUUCAAUCAACUUGAACCUAGUGGACACCCCCAUUGAUGACAUGAAGACGUUGCUGGCUUCAUUCACUAAAGACAAGGGCGAGGCUGGUUUGGAAGAAGCGUACUCCACUUACACAUCAACUUGGGGAACCAAACCCAGCAGGAAGGACAUUAAGAAAACAAUUGUGGAUAUUGAAACUGAUUACAUCUUCCUAGUUGCUACACAGGCUGCUCUUUACCGUCACGCCGCCAAUGCCACCCGCGGUCGCACCUACUCCUAUCUCUUCUCGGAGCCCAGCCGUCUGGGCGGCAUGGGUCGGCCAUUCCCUAGCUGGAUGGGAGCGGACCACUUUGAUGACGUGCAGUACGUCUUCGGAUUGCCUUUUGCCACACCUCUGAUAUACUGGCCUCUCCACCGAAAACUCUCUGGCUACAUGAUCGCCUAUUGGACCAACUUUGCCAAAACUGGAGACCCCAAUAAAGGAGACUUGAGCGUGCCCGCUACCUGGCCCAGAUUCAACAAAACUGGACAACAAUAUCUGGAGAUCAAUGCUCAGAUGGAUCAAAGCUAUGUGAGACGGAAGAUGAGAAUGCGUUAUGUGCAUUUUUGGACUAGCAUCCUGCCAAGCCUCCCUGACGUCUCAGAAGAGAGCAUUUAAAGAGCAGCAUUUCAUUCCAUUCCAUUUAUAAUGCACCAUCACCCAAAAGCAUAUACUGCACUCAACAUAUAUUAUUAUUUAUUGUUCUAUAGUUGUCACAUUCGUGGUCGUCUUGCUCUGUUUGUUGUUUCUGUCCCUGCCUUCUCCUGGCCUGUUUUUCUCUUUCACAGUCAACCCUUGAGCGGGCUGGAGGCGGGAAGGCUGGGCACACCUGUGGCUGAUUGCUCACACUCCACUUAAGCUGACCGCUAGCAGCUGGGAGCUGCUGGUUCUUUGUUCUCACUCCUGCCGGCUACCCACACGUGAACACCCGCUCAGCGUUUGGAUACAGCUUCUAGUUUUUGUACUUAGCCAGGUCGGCCCAGCCGCUUCCCGGCUAUCUAGCUAGCUCCCUAGUUUAGUCAGACUUUUUCAUGGUGUUGUUCUUUAUUUCU